Messenger RNA from Heteronotia binoei (common prickly gecko), 4685 nucleotides. RefSeq names its product membrane metalloendopeptidase (gene MME). The record is from RefSeq and is a predicted model, not a curated record. Gene Ontology annotation, biological process: protein processing; amyloid-beta clearance. The transcript is spliced from 23 exons. Bases 141 to 2393 code for a protein of 750 amino acids. Lineage: Eukaryota; Metazoa; Chordata; Lepidosauria; Squamata; Gekkonidae. Gene Ontology annotation, cellular component: plasma membrane. Gene Ontology annotation, molecular function: metalloendopeptidase activity.
GAGGCGCCUGCCCGCCCUGCCUGCCUGCCUGCCGGUGACUUGGAGCUCCCCCGGCUGCGCGCCGCCCUUGGCCAUUGGCUGGGGAUGUGGCUCUGGACAGCGGCGCCCAACUUCUCCGCGGAUCGGCGUGACUCUGGGUUAUGGGCAAGUCAGAAAGUCAGAUGGAUAUAACUGAAAUGAACUCUCCAAAACAAAAGAAAAAACCACGAUGGAGUGCAAUGGAAAUUGGGCUUGUGGUUGUAGUAAUCCUCCUUGCUAUCGUGGGCAUCACCAUGAUAAUUCUGUAUGCCACCCGUUCCGAUGCUGUCUGUGUAUCUUCCGAUUGUGUAACAUCAGCUGCCCGAAUCCUAGAGAACAUGGAUCCUACAUCAGAACCUUGCAAAGAUUUUUACCAGUAUGCUUGUGGGGGAUGGCUAAAGAAGAACAUCAUCCCAGAAACAAGCUCCCGUUACAGUAACUUUGACAUUUUAAGAGAUGAACUCGAAGUUGUUUUGAAAGAUGUCCUCAGUAAGGAAAACAGCAGUGACAUAACAGCUAUUCAAAAAGCAAAAACUCUCUACAGAUCUUGUGUAAACGAAACUGCUAUUGAUCUCAGAGGAGGGAAACCUCUCAUUGACAUAUUGUACACUAUUAAUGACUGGCCUGUAGCAACAGACAACUGGGACCAAACAUAUGGUACCAGUUGGACAGCUGAGAAGUCUAUUUCACUGCUGAAUGCCAAGUAUGGGAAAAGGGUUAUCAUUAACCUGUUUGUUGGCACAGAUGAUAAGAACUCCACACAACACAUACUUCAUAUUGAUCAGCCUGGACUUGGACUGCCCUCCCGGGACUACUAUGAAUGCACUGGGUUGUACAAGGAGGCAUGUUCAGCCUACGUUGAUUUCAUGAUUUCUGUAGCAAAACUGAUCCGCACUGAAAGAAAUCUCACCAUCAAUGAGACCCAGAUUUCUAUGGAAAUGAAAAGAAUCAUGGAUUUGGAAAAAGAAAUUGCAAAUGCUACAACCAAAUCUGAUGAGAGGGUUGACCCCCUUCUGCUAUACCACAAAAUGACAUUUGAUGAUGUCCAAAAGAACUUCACUUUGGAAAUCAAUCACCAGCAAUUCGACUGGUUAACAUUUGUAAAUUAUGUAAUGACAGCUGUGAACAUCAGUAUUCAAAAUACAGAAGAUGUGAUCGUUUAUGCUCCAGAAUAUCUAAUCAAACUAAAGCCUAUUCUUAUUAAAUACACUCCCAGAGAACUUCAAAACUACAUGAGCUGGCGAUACAUAAUGGAUCUGGUAAACACUCUAAGCCAAAACUACAAGGACACAAGAUCUACUUACCGUAAGGUGCUCUAUGGCACAACCUCAGACACUGCUGCAUGGCGCCGCUGUGCCAACUAUGUCAAUGGCAACAUGGAGAACGCUGUGGGAAGGCUGUAUGUAGCAGCAGCAUUUGCUGGAGAGAGUAAACACAUGGUACAAGAUAUGAUUACACAAAUCCGUGAGGUUUUCAUAAAAACACUGGAUGAAUUGAGUUGGAUGGAUGCAGAAACCAAAAAAAGAGCAGAAGAAAAGGCUGUAGCCAUUACAGAAAGAAUCGGCUACCCUGAUGAGAUCAUGGCAGAUAAUGAUAAGCUGAAUAACGAAUACAAAGAUCUGAACUACAAAGAAAAUGAAUAUUUUGAGAACAUAAUUCAAAAUUUAGUGUUUGACCAGAAGCAAAGGCUGAAGAAGCUCAGAGAGAAGGUGGACAAGGAAGAGUGGAUAAGUGGAGCAGCUGUAGUCAAUGCCUUUUAUUCAGCAAACAGGAAUCAGAUUGUCUUCCCUGCAGGUAUUUUGCAGCCACCUUUCUUUAGUGCAUCCCAGCCCAACUCCUUGAAUUAUGGGGGCAUCGGCAUGGUCAUUGGUCACGAAAUCACCCAUGGCUUUGAUGACAAUGGUAGAAAUUUUAAUGAGAAAGGAGACCUUGUAGACUGGUGGACCGAAGCCUCUGCGAAAAGGUUUAAGGAACAGUCUGAAUGCAUUGUGUACCAGUAUGGAAACUUCACAUGGGAUCUAGCUGGAGGACAACAUCUGAAUGGAAUCAAUACCCUUGGAGAAAACAUUGCAGAUAAUGGUGGCAUUAGACAAGCUUACAAGGCCUAUGAAAACUUUGUUAAAAAGAAUGGGAAAGAGAAACUGCUUCCAGGCCUUGACUUCAGCCACAAGCAGCUGUUUUUCCUGAACUUUGCCCAGGUAUGGUGUGGAACGUUCAGGCCGGAAUAUGCUGUCAAUGCCAUUAAAACAGAUUCACACAGCCCGGGCAAUUUCAGGGUCCUGGGGACAUUGCAGAACACUCCAGAGUUUUCAGAGGCCUUUCAAUGCACCAACACAGACUACAUGGAUCCUAAGAAAAAGUGCCGUGUUUGGUGACAGAACAAUGAACAAUGCAACCCAAAGGACAAAACUUCCCAGGGAUCUGGAACAUGUUGUGGGUGGCAGAAGUGGAUUUGCCACAGAAGGAACAACAAAGAAACAUUGAGAGCACCAAAGCAAAUGCAGCCUCCGGAAGGAAAGACAGACUGCAAAGAUAGCCAGUGCCAACUAUUAUUCUGACUAAACUCGGGAAACUAUAAAUCACUGCGUACAUAAAAUUCCUGCACUUAAGGUGUUAUAGUUUAGUUCUGAAAAUCAUUUUUACCUGCAGGCUUUAUUUUAUGUUUUACCCCGUUCUUCAACACAACUGCUUGAAAGCAAGUCUCGUGGAACUCCAUGGAACUUGCUUCCAUGGAAGUAUACUUAGCAUCACAGCCUUAACAACCUGCUGCCCUGGGAAUGUGCACUGAUAUUUCUAAUCAGACAGAAAGGAACACCAAGGAAGAUGUUACCUUCGACAUGGAAACAUAAGAAUGAGUCAAGAGUUUACAUCCAAGUGUUGGAUUCUCUAAUAUCUCUUAUCACGGUUCAUGUGCUUUACCAAAUGUUUGUUUUCCAGAGGUGGCCUUAGAAACUGAAUGAACAAAGAGAAAUCUGUUGGGGCCUAAAUAUUCAACAUUUAUGAGCAUUCCAAAUUCAAUGCAUUCCAAACCUUGUUGACAUCUGCACAUCUUCAUGAAAUAGUAAACAUAUAUGUGAAGCUGCCUUAUACUGAAUCAGAUCCUUCACCUAUCAAGGUCAGUCUAGUGAGCUCUGGCUGGCAGUGGCUCUGCAGGGUUUCAGGUAGAGGUCAUUCACACCACUUAUCUCUCUCUUGUAAUGGAAGAUGCCCAGGAUCAAACCUGCAGCCUAGAUGACCUACCACUGGCCUUUACAACCUAUGAUCCCAAACCAGUUGUAAGAUAAGUAGUCAUGUAUAACAACUGGUGGCCCUUGAUGUAGAUGUCCAUCUCUCCUGGCUUCAAGAGAUGCACCUAGGCAGCAACAGGGUUCAGAUUAGUAUUGUAAUGUGUGCGUAUGUAAAGUGCAGUCAAGUCACAGCUGAUUUAUGGUAACCCUGCAGGGUUUUAUAGGCAAAAGACUCACAGAGGUGGUGUGCCAUUGCAUUCCACUGCACAGCAACCUCCUUGGUGACCUCCCAUCCAAAUACUAACCAGGGCUGACCGUGCUUAUCUUCCAAGAUCUGAUGAGAUCAGGUAGCCUGGGCCUCAAGGUCAGGGCAGUAUUGUAAUACAGAUGGUGAUUUGCACUAGAGGUACAACAGCAACACGCUCUUGUGGCUUGCAUGGAUUGAUCUUUCAUGUGGGGGUUGGGGCAUAUAUAUGGGCCCUGAUCUGUCCCUCUUUUUAAAAUAUCCUUACCUUUCCUUGCACUGCCAUGUUGCUGGAACAGGGAAAAACCAUGAAGUAAACCUUCCUCUCUCUUGUUGCUUCUAUAGCUUUUGUCUUAAUGGGAGAUGGGUAGUGGAGUGAAAGAUUUCUCUCUUCUGUCUUCAUUAUCCAUGAAGCAAGGGACCUCUGCCUGUGCCAGAUGCAUGUGUUCUGUGGACUCCACUCUAAGGCCUCUUCUGUUUCUUUUCAUUUUAUGUGCAACCGUUAACAUGAGAAAAAUCCAAAGACAAAUUGCAAUUUACUUAAGUGAUUAUCUAUUGACCAAAUUUGCUGUUUGCUACUUUUCAGCCAAAAUGAUACUGUGUGUAAUUUUUAAAACAUUUGUUGUAAUCACAAUGGUUUUCAUCAAAGACCUCUUCACACUUUUUUCUAAGAUUUUCCUGCUUUCUUUCAAAGCUUGCUCUUUUAGGGGACUGGGGAGAUUUGUAAUAAUAUACAAGAUCACACUUUUUAUAUUUAAUUCUGAACUACAUGGGAUGUGGUUCGGGCCAUAUCACUGGGGUAUCAGAAUACAAACUAUUCAACCAAUUUAUACUCAAAACAGAGAUCUCUAAUAGAGUGAACAGACUGAAUCCUUAUGAUAUGAAACUUAGAGGCCAGAUCUACAAACUUUGGGAUCUAUACACCAAACACAAGAGUUAAAAUUUCUUUACUUACCUUACUACUAAAACAUCUUUUAAAUCUGUUGCAACAGAUUUGAAAUGCCUUUCCUCAGGUGGCCAGCUACCUUUUUGCUUCUGGUAUUGCAAAAUGCUGAGAUGUCCAAAAUAAAUACCAGAUACCUCAGAUGACUUUGAGUGGUUUUGUUUCUGAGCAUUUCAAGAUCCUAUGCACAUUCUACUUCUCAAAUUUGUCAUCUGAUAAAAGAUUGUAAUAAUUAAAUUUGAAUCAUAUGCUC